CACAGCUUGACAAAUGUGACAAGAAAAGCAGGACACCCUUGUCUUGUGCUUCUCAAAAAGGCCACCUUGAAGUCGUCGAGUAUAUCGUGAACAAAGGAGCAGGCAUUGAAAUUGGUGAUAAGGAUGGGGUUACAGCUCUUUAUAAAGCAUCAUUCAAUGGUCAUCUUGAUAUUGUCAAAUACCUUGUUAGUAAAGGUGCAGACCCGGGGAAACUGGCUAAUGAAGAGGACCACUAUGACUACCUCCGCAGUACCUUUCGUGGUAAGGCUUUCCCUGCCUUCAUGCCCCCAUACUCCCGAACAUACGAUCCAUAUCGUACCAGUCCACAAGACAUUUCUCGCUUCAUGAGCAACACAAAAGAGACAAUGAAUAUUAGUCUCGACGAGUGCAGCAUCAAGGUUUCACUUUCACCAGACGAUGUGGACAGAGCCAAAUAUAUCACAGCAGAAGCAUUGACAACCGUUCCACAUGACUUAAACCUGGAAAAAGACGAAGUUAUCAUCUCAGUUGGGCUCAAGCUAUCCCCUCCUGGUCUUCAGUUUAAAACUCCGGUGGAAGUCAGGGUCUCGCAUAGCGCUAUUUUCAGCAACCCAGACAAGGCAGAAAUUGUGCUAUACACCCGAAGAACUGAGUCUGAUGAAUUUUCAAGGAUAGUUCCUGCUUCUGACAAAGCUGCUCGGUGUGUAGUCACAAAGAAUCACCUUACUCUGUACUUAGGUCAUUUCUCGGAAUGGUGGAUUAUCUCCUUAAUCAAGAGAUACUUCAUCGGUAAACGACUCAUCUGUACGCCAUACGUUCCCGUGUCAAUAUCCAGAGACGUCAUGAACCCCAUCUUGCUCGUCAUUAAAGACGACUUCUACGGCAUGAAAGAGGAUAUUAUACAAGAGUACAAGGCAGCCUAUCCUGGUGAGCAGUACUGUGUAUAUUGGAGACAAGGACCCCUACUUGUCAGACAUCUGGAAAACGAAGACGAAGUGUCAACACAGGAACUUGAAGUACGUGCUUUCUUUGACAUGACGACCAAUCGGAUGCCGUUCGCUCUUCAGCCACGUGAACAAAUGGUAUCCGGAGUUCUUGUCACGCUCAUCUUGAAGCAAACAAUCACGAAGCGUAUCGCCUUCCAAGUACUGUACAGCGAUGUGCCGCAUGAGAAUCCAAUUGCCAAAUCAACUCCGACAGGAACUGCAUCUUCCAAAGGCAAAGCUGAACCAACUGAUGUUGGACGGGGAACAUCCAAAUCACAUCAGCUCCACGAAGAGCAGACAAGAAGCGAGCAUCAUCUUGAAACGAUAGGUUCAACAUCACCUCAGCCUGCAGACACAAAGGACGGAAGUAGUCAUACUGAUGUCUUUACAAGACCUAGGCCGUUGAUUCCACCAUCGAUAGAGUCACCGCCAUGUGAACAUGCCUACCAAGUAACAGAGACAGGAGCUAUUGGUGAGGAGCUGAAAGCUCCGACAUCAUCGACAGUGCCCGUCCAUCCGGUAGAGCCUGCAGCAAAGAGGACAAUGGGAGCCCCACCAGCAAUUGUGGCAAACAUUGUCCAAGAAUUGGUUCCAGGACUUUCAGCAGAUCGAAAUAUGCACCAGCGUCCUGGAAACGUCUAUAUCAACGUCAACAAUAUCAAAGUCAUCAAUAAUUCCCAAGUGAAUAAUUCUCAAAGAAAUACUGUUGCCCCUGUUCCAAUUGUAUCCAUAGUACCUCCUAUGCUACAGCAUGAGCUGCGUUGCCGGUUGAACAGAGAAAGCCCAGUUUUUGAUGACUGGAGGGGUCUUGCCAAUCAGCUUGAACUUCAAGACUACAUACAAUCACUGGAGCAGUGCAAGAAUCCGACUGAAGAACUACUCGUACUUGCAGAGAGUCAAAAGAAGAUUCAGGACCUUGGGGACUUGUGUAAGGCGUUCGAACGUAUGAAUCGUGGAGAUUGCCAAGAGCUCUGUGAAAAAUAUGCGUUUGAGAGAACAAAGUCAGCUGAUCCUCGGAAGGAUCAAAUGGAAGAUGAUGACACGGAAACCAGUGAUUAG
Messenger RNA from Strongylocentrotus purpuratus (purple sea urchin), 2024 nucleotides. RefSeq lists its product as uncharacterized. The record is from RefSeq and is a predicted model, not a curated record. Gene Ontology annotation, cellular component: membrane. Gene Ontology annotation, molecular function: netrin receptor activity; protein binding. Gene Ontology annotation, biological process: netrin-activated signaling pathway. The coding region runs from base 282 to 2024 and encodes 580 amino acids. Lineage: Eukaryota; Metazoa; Echinodermata; Echinoidea; Camarodonta; Strongylocentrotidae. The transcript has 8 exons.